This is a messenger RNA of Hydra vulgaris (swiftwater hydra), 1030 nucleotides long. RefSeq lists its product as uncharacterized. Lineage: Eukaryota; Metazoa; Cnidaria; Hydrozoa; Anthoathecata; Hydridae. The record is from RefSeq and is a predicted model, not a curated record.
UAAUUGUUUUUAUCAGAAGAAAAGCUAAAGAUUUUUAUAAAUUGUAUUUUCUUGUAUAACAAUUGAUGAAAAAAAAAUUUGGUUGAAGUUAAGCAGAUUUGUUCUGAUUGUUAUUAAAUCCAAAGGAGAUGUUAUUUCAAUAUCUUGUUAGUUUCUCUGCUUUUAUAUGUGGGAAUUGUAUCUUUCCGCUUACUGUUGAUGAAACAUUAUAUAACCAGAGUUUAAAAGAUAAAGAAGCAAUCCAAUAUAUAGUGAAAGAUCUUCAAGUAGGUGCUCGUUAUGAAGUUCGAGUGUCUUAUCCAUCAGUAAUUCCUACUGAUUUUGUGAUUGAUGUUGGCAUAGUUGAAGAUGCUUUUUUAUCAAGGGCUUUACUAAAUGUUGAGCAAAUGCAUUUUAUUGCACAAGAAAAUGUUUACUUUGUGAAAGUCACAGCUUAUAGAACAGGUGUUCCAUUACGUCUUGAGAGGUUGUCAGACCCUGCUAAAUUUAAUAUAAUAGUAAAUCGCCUUUAUCUCGGCUGUUCCAUCGCAACGUGGAAAAUAAUAGUGUUUGGUCUUAUUUUGAACGGACUUGCUGUCAUGUAUCUAGUUCCUUUCAUAAUUAACGUUCUCCAAGUAUACGCAGAGAAAACUGAACACAUAUAUUAAAAUACUAUUUGACAAGCACUGUUCCAUCAUUAUUUAUUAACGUGCUUAAGAAUUACAUGCAUCCAAUUUAAAUUGUAGAUGAGGAAUAAUAAUGAAUAUUCCCAAAAAAAAUUUUAAGUAACUUUUAGAAGCUUCGAUUGUUCUGAAAAUAAAACAGCGUUCUAUAUAACAUCGAUAAUAUCUAAAGUGGAUGAAGAAUCUUUUAAAAAAACGAAAUUGAAUAUGAAAGUUUUUGUUUUCUUUGACAUAAACACUCCAACGAAACGCAUCUUGGAAAAUGAAAUUUAUAUUUAUAUAUUCUUGAAAAAAAUAUUUUAUACAGAAAUAAUUAUUGCGAUGUUCUACAAUAAAUUGUAUUACUACUUAAAAAUAUUUUUUUUUAA